Messenger RNA from Darwinula stevensoni, 681 nucleotides. The record is from the annotation of a GenBank genome assembly. NCBI's taxonomy places the organism in Eukaryota, Metazoa, Arthropoda, Ostracoda, Podocopida, Darwinulidae.
CGCGGACGAACAAUGUCCUUUAUAAAUGUCCAGGUUUUCAUCUGCAUGGGCCAUCCUUCCGUUGUGCAGUGCGCAAGCAUGACAUUCCAUCCUCGACUCCUCUUCGUUUUGAUGGUAUUAUGGGCGUCGGCCGAGGCCAGGGACGAGACGGGGCACUGGUGGAGGAAGAUAGACCUCGAUCCCGGAGCACAGAAACCUUCCAAUACGGAUGUAAAGGCCACGUCAGGACAAGGGAUCCCCGAGCCAGGAGUAAUCUUCAGAGACGGGAAGGGAUCAGAGAGAAUACGGUGCGUAUGUGAGGAUGGACUUGGAACGAGAGACAGAGAGUCAGACUCGGAAUGGAGAGAGGCGUUCGAGGAAUUCCUGAGGCUGAGGAGAGAGAUCUUGCGGAAUCUCCCUCUGUGUGACAGUCAGAGUCAAAGUCGUGACAUCCCACCCAGUCCCAUCGUCCCCACCAGCAGAAUCAUUCGACGCGGGAAGUAUUACGAAUUUCUCAACUAAUGCACAGCUGUUUAACUUUUUAUUCUCCACAGUUUUCAAAGAAGUGCAAUUACGGAACAAGAAACUUGUGAGAGAUUAUAACAAAAACGUGAAUCUUUCAUGAUCUCGGUGGAACACUGUGCUUUUCACCAAUAGCCACCUCCGAAACCGCCACCGUAACCACCGUACCCGCCACCGUAC